UUUUUUUAUACUCAUUUCUCAUGGCGUUGACAAAUGUACAAGCGGAUGAAAAGAGAAUCUAUGGCAUAUUAAAGUUGAAUGGUGAAGAUACAGAUCAAACCGACAGCAACAAUAGUAGUGAUUCGGAACAAGGAAGACACAUUACAAAGGAAACAGUGGGCAAUGUACAAGUGGCAUUAUGGCAAGAUGUCAGUGGUGGCUGUGGAGGAAGGACAUGGGAAGCGGCUUAUGUGAUGAUCAAGUACAUGCUGUGGAAAGAACGACAAGGAGAAACUUCGUUUUUGUCUGGCAAGAAGAUCCUUGAUCUUGGUAGUGGUACAGGUUUGGUGGGUUUGGCCAUGGCGAAAGCAUGUCCUAGUUUGGCUCAUAUGGAAUUGACUGACCAGAUCCCCAUGAUGUCCCUUUUACAUGACAAUAUUUUAUUGAAUCAGUUGCAAGACAAAGUAAGUGCUUCUGUUCUGAACUGGGGUGAACCUACUGAUCAUACCGUGGAUAUUGUAUUUGCAUCAGAUUGUGUGUAUUUGGAAGUAGCCUUUCAACCUUUGGUGGAUACGUUGGUGAUGUUGACUGAAAACAACAACAAUGUGCAAAUCUAUAUGUCCUAUCGAAAAAGAAGAAAGGCAGACAAACGAUUCUUUGGCUUGGCAAGAAAACAAUUCAAUAUUAUUGAUAUCAUGGAUGAUCCAGAACGUCCUGUAUAUUCAAGACAAGGACUUCAUUUGUAUCGAUUAGAAAGGAAAAUUCAUCAUCAUCAUCAUUGAUUCCAUGUUUUUUUUUUUUUUUUUGGUUAC
Halteromyces radiatus is the source of this 791-nucleotide messenger RNA. RefSeq names its product putative methyltransferase-domain-containing protein. The coding region runs from base 21 to 761 and encodes 246 amino acids. The record is from RefSeq and is a predicted model, not a curated record. NCBI's taxonomy places the organism in Eukaryota, Fungi, Mucoromycota, Mucoromycetes, Mucorales, Cunninghamellaceae. The transcript is spliced from 2 exons.